Messenger RNA from Ixodes scapularis (black-legged tick), 783 nucleotides. Its product is annotated as estradiol 17-beta-dehydrogenase 8-like. Bases 1 to 783 code for a protein of 260 amino acids. The transcript is spliced from 3 exons. The record is from RefSeq and is a predicted model, not a curated record. Lineage: Eukaryota; Metazoa; Arthropoda; Arachnida; Ixodida; Ixodidae. Gene Ontology annotation, molecular function: oxidoreductase activity.
AUGGCUAGUACCGGGUCCCAGGAACGUCCGUUGCGCGGACGCUUGGCGGUGGUGACCGGAGGCGGAGCGGGCAUCGGCAAGGCGAUAUGCGGUGCUUUAGCCGAGAAAGGCGCGCGACUGAUCGUCGCCGACAUCAAUCUGGCAGCGGCCGAGGCCGUGGCGAACGCUCUAACAGGUGCGAGCGAUGACCAAAAACACGUUGGGAUGCACGUUGACAUUGCUGACUCAUCGUCGGUACAGGCCCUCUUUGCGGCAAUCAGUGAAGUCUGCGGUAAGCCUACUAGCAUUCUGGUGAACUGCGCUGGCAUCCUUCUCUCCUACACUUCGAUUGUUGACACAAACGAAGAUGCCUUCGAUCGAGUCCUCAGCAUCAACCUCAAGGGCACCUUCCUGAUGACCCAAGCUGCCACUCGCGACAUGCUGGCCGGAGGGGUGACGGACGGAGCAGUGGUCAACAUCUCCAGCAUAGUCGCCAAGACGUGCGGCGGACUCUGCAGCUACGUGGCUUCCAAGGCCGCCAUCGUCGGCCUCACCAAAGCGGUGGCCGCCGAACUCGCCGACAGGGGAAUUCGGUGCAACGCCGUGCUUCCCGGAGCCACCCACAACCCAGACAGAAGAGGCUUCUUCACGGAGGAGGCGUGGCGGAGAAUUUUGGCCAGCGUUCCGCUCGGUCGCAAGGCCCAGCCCCGUGAGGUUGCUGACGUGGUCGCUUUUCUCUGCUCGCCCCAAAGUUCUUACAUGACCGGCGCCGCGGUUGAGGUGGCCGGAGGCUGGGAUAUGUGA